CAAAAAUGGGAUUCCAAGCAGCGAUCACAGCGGCAGCUUUCUUGCUAAUCAUCAUCACCCCCGCUUCCAUCCUCGCAAUCCGGCCGGCUCAGCUGGAACCGGAAUCAAUAACCUCCGCCGCCGGCAUUGACGAGCCGCAGGCCAUACCGGACUAUGGAGUCGGGUCGGUUAUUUCCGGAACCGGUUUUGAAAUACCCGGGGCAGGUGCCGCCGGAGCUUUUGGGUACGGAGUCGGAGGCCCGAAUGGAGGGUCGUCAGCCGGAGGUGGCGUGGUGAAUGAACCCUUUCAGUGUCCAGAGCCUAGCCGAUGUCUCCCAAAGCAGAUGACCUGUCCGCAGAACUGUUUCCAGUCGUUUAGCCACAGCGGGAAGGGAUACGGCUUUGGCGGCGGCGGCGGCGGAUGCAAUUUCGACUGCCACGCUUGUACGGCCACUUGUUCGUCUAAGUAAUUAUGCAAAGCCCGCGCGCGGUGGCUCGCAUAUAUCUAUCUUAAAUGUUAAAUUAAAUAUACUCAUAUAUAAUAUAUUUUCACUAUGGAAUAAGGAGUGAUUUAACGAGUUAAUUUCAUUAGAAAUUAUUUUGCCAACCUAUUAGAUCAAAUAUAAAAUGAUAUUGAACCCAGAUUUAUGGGUUGGUGGAGUAACUUGAGGUGAAGUUAAUUCCAGUAGAUCUUGAUUCCUGAUGGAAUUUGUAUGUGUCACUUGUGUUAUGCCGUCAAUAUAUUAAUCACAUUAUUAUAUACAAGUAUAAUUUUUGGUGAGUUAAUUCAAUUUAGAUUCUUGGUUGUUUAA
Molecule: messenger RNA, 791 nt
Organism: Cuscuta europaea
Lineage: Eukaryota; Viridiplantae; Streptophyta; Magnoliopsida; Solanales; Convolvulaceae
Source: the annotation of a GenBank genome assembly